Molecule: messenger RNA, 3936 nt
Organism: Asterias rubens (European starfish)
Lineage: Eukaryota; Metazoa; Echinodermata; Asteroidea; Forcipulatida; Asteriidae
Product: argininosuccinate synthase-like
Exons: 14
Coding region: 243-1529 (428 amino acids)
Biological process (GO): urea cycle; L-arginine biosynthetic process
Cellular component (GO): cytoplasm
Molecular function (GO): ATP binding; argininosuccinate synthase activity
Source: RefSeq, a predicted model, not a curated record
GCGCGCAAAGGACAGAAAGUGUCGUCAUGCAGUUUUACAGGUUUUGAAUCUUUCAUCAGCAGCUCGAUCGAGAGCGAUAUCUAGCUUGUUUUGAGGAGGCAGUCAAACAGUGCAGCACAUAGAAGGAAGGUAGUACGGACGUGACACCGACGACACUCAAAACAACACACUCAGCUGCAAGAAGCUCAGCUCACGAAUUUCAGGAAUCAAUUGUUUACUGAGUUAAGGAGUUCUAAUCAGAAAUGGCCGAGCCACCAAGCAAGAAGCAGAACAAGGAUGGUGAAACGAAGAUAGUGGUGCUGGCUUACAGCGGAGGUCUGGAUACCUCUUGCAUCUUGCUCUGGCUCAUUGAGCAAGGUUACGAGGUUGUCGCAUUCACGGCUGAUGUUGGACAAGAUGAUGAUUUUGAGGAAAUCCGUAAGAAGGCAAUUAAGGUCGGAGCCAAAAAGUAUGUCGUCAAGGAUGUGCGUAAGGCAUUUGUGGUGGAUAACAUCUGGCCUGCUGUGCAGGCCAACUGCCUCUAUGAAGAUCGCUACCAGAUGGGUACUGCCCUCGCUAGACCGCAGAUUGCUAAGGGUCUGGUGGAAUGCGCGCUGGCAGAGGGCGCUCAAUACAUAUCCCAUGGUGCAACGGGAAAGGGUAAUGACCAAGUACGACUAGAGUUGUCUUCCUAUGCACUCCAUCCCACCAUUGAGAUCAUAGCCCCAUGGAAGAUGCCAGAAUUCUACAAUCGUUUCUUGGGACGUAACGAUCUGUUCGAGUACGCCAAGGCUAAGAACAUCGAACUGUCUAUCACACUCAAGCAGCCGUGGAGUAUGGACGCUAAUCUAAUGCACAUCAGCUACGAGUCUGGUAUCCUGGAAGACCCUAUGGUGGAGGCACCCGAUGACAUGUACCUGAUGACGGUUGACCCCAAGAAAGCCCCGGAACAGUCUGAUAGAAUUGAGAUAGAAUUUAGCAAAGGUGUUCCAAUCAAGGUGAAGAACUUGGGAGAUGGUACAGAGAAGACGGAUCCUCUUGAGCUGUAUCAAUAUCUCAAUAAAAUAGGAGGUAAACAUGGUGUUGGCCGAUCGGACAUCGUUGAAAAUCGUUUCAUCGGAAUGAAAAGUCGAGGUGUGUAUGAGUGUCCAGGAGGCGCAAUCCUAUUGGUCGCACAUCUGGACAUUGAGAACAUUACCAUGGAUAAGGCGGUGCGUAGGAUCAAGCAGGGUCUUUCUCUUCGCUUUUCGGAGCAAGUUUAUGAAGGGUUUUGGUACAGCCCCGAGUGUGAAUUCACCCGUCACUGCAUCGAUAGGAGCCAAGAUAACGUGGAAGGUGUAGUCAUCUUGGAGAUCUACAAAGGCAAUGUGAUGGUCAAGGCAAGAUCCUCAAAGUCCUCGCUAUACAAUGAAGAACUUGUCAGCAUGGUUGUAAAGGGUGACUAUGAGCCAGUGGACGCUCUGGGCUUCAUCAAGGUCAAUGCAGUCAGACUGAAGGAGUACCGUCGUAUACGUGGGGCCGAGAAAGGUCAAGGAGAUGCGUCUUCCUAGCUUCGCAACAAACCACCAUUGAUAUUCAGCAAGGGCGCCCCCAUGUGUUGAGAAUGUUGAUGGUUUUCGCCAUCUUAAGAUACACCCAAAAGUCACCCGCUUGAUGUGUAGGCUGCAAAGAGCUGACACCUUCACUCGUAGAGUUAGAUUUAGCGACAGCAUUUACUUUAUGUGUCUUUCUCUCUGGGUCCUCUAACAGGGGUGGAGCUAGAGAGGUCAAAGUGGGGGUCGUUGCGGUUGACUCAGUGUGCCAAUGAAAAACUUUUGAUUUAUUUUGGGGUUUUUUUUUCGGGAGGGGCACAUACCCACUUCUCCUUGAUCCACCACUGUCUGAGAAAAUCUGCUUUUGUGUUUGUCUGUCUAUACUGUCGACAGGGCCCAAUUUCAUAGAGCAGCUUAGCGAAAAAAAAGCUGUUCAGCACAACAAUAUUAUGCUUAGCAGAACAAGGUUACCAGCCAAACUACCAGGUCACAUGUACAAAUUAUGACAGGUAUCCUGCUAAAUUCUACUAAGCAGAAGAAGAGUUUUGUGCUGUAAGGAAAUUUUGCACAAAGCUGCCUACUCUGAUUCUGCAGAAAAUUUCCUGAAAAUAAAUUGAUCUUUAUAUGUUCCCUCUGAUGAACAAUUUUGACAAUCUUCCUGAUUAAGGUAUCGUUUUACCAAUUAGGUUGAAUGUAAUUCUAUAUAUCUCACUGAUUGUUGUGCAAAACCUCCCUGAUUGCAAGAUGCAAAGGGUUGGCAGCUGUGUGUUAAUUGUGGUUCCAGAUGACGGGAUAGUUUGUUGAACUUUAAUUUUUGUUUUUGUGCUUUCAAGUAAUAGAUUGCAAGGUAGUUUCUAAGAUUGUUGGUUUUGGAUUCAGGGUUUUGGAAGUAAAACUUCACCGACAGUAUAAUAACUUUUGUCCUUAUCUUCAAAUUUCGUCUUCUGGAAUUAAUGGGAAGUCAAUGGUGUAUAAACCCUGUGAAACCAGCGGUUAAUGUUUUUGUUUUUCAGUUGUGCAGGGUGCAGGGUGUGUUUACAGAAAUUGAGUUCAGUAUUAUUGUUCUAGAGAAUUAUCAGAUCGAUUGUUAUGUAAUUUCUAUGUCCAUACAGUAAUGGGGGAAAAUGAUUUGAUAAUUAAAUUGUUUUUUUAGGUUUGUUUAACCUAACUUGUAUAAAUAAACAAUACAUGAAUCACCGUCAGUGUGAAUGGGAUGUGAGGUCAAAGGUGUUUGGUAGCCACCCCUUAAAAUAAACAUAAAAUGGUCCAAUCCUAGCCAAACAGUCAGUCAUAUCGCUAACUCUUCCAUUGAGCUGACUGCUAGGUAACCAGGAACUCGGUACAUGAUUUCUUUUAAAAACAAAUUUCUGAAAUAUUAAUUUGACUCUACACUUAACCAGGGACUUGUUGGUCAAAAACAAUAUGGAUUCCACACUGAAAUUGUCUUGUUUUCUACAAACAGCUCAAAACCUUGCCAGCAUCAUGUCGCCUUGUUGAAGAAAAAACUAUAUAGUACAUGAUUUCUUUAAAGUUCUUUAAAAAAAACAAAUUUCUUAAACAUUAAUUUGACUCUACACUUGAGCAAGAAUUAAGUUUUUAAUUUAAACAGCAUGGGAUAUUAUUUGUGUUUACCCAUACACCAAAGUGUAUAGCACUGAAAACGCAGUACUUUCCCGGGUUCCUGUUUCCAAAAUUCCACAGGCUCGUAACUCAGCUGGGGUUCGAACCCCGACCAUUGCCAUGCUAGAGCAGAUGUAUUUCCACUGGACCAUCGAGAUCUCGGAUAGCUAACCACUUGCAAUGACUUCCCUAUACCCUAAGGGUGUCAAGACGAUUUAGGGGGAGCACCCCUUAUAGGUAAAACCUAGGGGGAGACACCCCUAUUGUAAAACCGUGUUCUCAACAAAAGUCAAACUUUUGUUUGAAUAAUUUAUAAUAUUUUGCAUUUAAUAAUAUGUUUACCUCUAUCCCGAAUAGAACUAGCUAUACACAAAAAAGUUGUUUGUGUAACUUUUUGUUUUCUUUCAAAGAAUACGCAACAUUAAACAAGAUUGAAUUUUUUAUUGUAAACAAGACACUUUACAUAAAUUUUAUAUUGGUGUUUCCUACCAAAUCCUGGAAUAAGUUAUGAACAAAUUUUCAAAGCUUUUUAUUUUUUCCUGUAUUCAGACUUGAAACAUUACAAUGCAAUUUUACUUGAGAAAUUUAUGUUACUUUUUUGUCUUCAGCAGGGUUUAUCUUUACUGUAAUAAUAAUAUUUGACAAGGGUUUCACAAGGUGUUAGGAAAACAGGACUAUUUACAUUUAUACUGAAUUAUGAGUUGUUUUUGUUGUUUUGUUGUUUGUUUGUGCUUGAUCAUUAUCAUCGUGUUUGUUGGUUGGAAAGGGGAGUAUGUAGAAAGCAAUAAAACAAUGUGAAAAGAGA